Caenorhabditis briggsae is the source of this 594-nucleotide messenger RNA. The transcript is spliced from 3 exons. Gene Ontology annotation, cellular component: cytoplasm. The record is from RefSeq and is a predicted model, not a curated record. The coding region runs from base 1 to 594 and encodes 197 amino acids. NCBI's taxonomy places the organism in Eukaryota, Metazoa, Nematoda, Chromadorea, Rhabditida, Rhabditidae.
AUGCCUCAAAAAUUAGUGAAAAGCGAGUGGGAACAGGACAAGGUGUACCUAAUUCAGUUCCCUAGAACCGGAUGUCUUCCAAGUCCAUCUCCGUACUCGUUGAAGUUGGAGACCUGGUUGAGAAUGGCUGGGAUUGAUUAUGAGAACGUAAGCAAUGAAUUCAAGCACAUGUCAAAACGGGGUCAACAACCGUUCAUCGAACUCAAUGGGGAGCAAAUCUCAGACACCUCCAUUAUCAUUGAUAUUCUUGCUGAUAAGGUCAAAGGAAAGGAGCUGACUGAGCUCUCCACCCUAGAUAAAGCCAAGGAGCACGCCUUCUACACGCUCAUCGAACAUCAUCUCACCUUGCUUGGAUUCUACUCUCGUAGUCAAAGUUUCAAAUGGGGGAAAAGAAGUAUUUGUUUGAUCGAUGCUACUCUAUUCGGUCAUCUCGCUGAGAUCCUAUACACUCCUCAAUUCACUAAAGAGAUCAAAGAGUACAUCGAGACGAAUGCUCAGAAUUUGAUUGCUCAUUCUAACCGAAUCAAAGUACUGUACUGGCCAGAUUGGGAGGAAAUCGGGCAGUCGUUGAAGAUGGAUACCAAGUGGAGAUAA